AUGGCCAAUGAACCUGUCAUUCUUAAUGUGUACGACAUGUACUGGAUAAAUGAAUACACCUCCAAUCUGGGCAUUGGCGUUUUCCAUUCAGGCAUUGAAAUCUACGGCAGAGAAUUUGCAUAUGGUGGACAUCCCUAUCCGUUCAGUGGCAUCUUUGAAAUCAACCCUGGCAAUGCUGCUGAGCUCGGAGAGACGUUCAAGUUCAAGGAGGCCAUUGUUCUGGGCACCACAGACUUCACAGAGGAGGACAUCGAUAAAAUCAUGGAGGAGCUGGGCAAGGAGUUCAAAGGGAACGCCUAUCACCUCAUGCACAAAAACUGCAACCACUUCUCCUCCUCGCUGUCAGAGCUGCUGUGUGGGCGUGAGAUCCCACGCUGGGUGAACCGCCUGGCCUACUUCAGCUCCUGCAUCCCGUUUCUCCAGAGCUGCCUGCCCAAAGAGUGGUUAACGCCGGCCGCGCUGCAGAGCCACAUCAGCAUGGGCCUCCACAAGGACGACCAGCGGGACUCCAGCGACGAGGACCCUAACUCUCCAUCGGGGGGCGCUGCCACCGGUUGCUCCUCUCACGGCUGCAGACACACCAGGGUUUGA
Molecule: messenger RNA, 591 nt
Organism: Knipowitschia caucasica
Lineage: Eukaryota; Metazoa; Chordata; Actinopteri; Gobiiformes; Gobiidae
Source: the annotation of a GenBank genome assembly